This is a messenger RNA of Fusarium vanettenii 77-13-4, 1698 nucleotides long. RefSeq lists its product as uncharacterized. The record is from RefSeq and is a predicted model, not a curated record. Gene Ontology annotation, biological process: regulation of transcription by RNA polymerase II. NCBI's taxonomy places the organism in Eukaryota, Fungi, Ascomycota, Sordariomycetes, Hypocreales, Nectriaceae. The transcript is spliced from 4 exons. Gene Ontology annotation, cellular component: piccolo histone acetyltransferase complex. The coding region runs from base 1 to 1698 and encodes 565 amino acids.
AUGUCAUCACGCAAGGUCCGCGUCAAGAAGUUGAGCGUCAAGACGACGCUCCCCGUCCUUCGCGAAGACCAGAUCGAUCCCUCCGAGUACGAAGCCCUCACAACCGAGAACCAAAUCGCGACCGGCGUCGAGCAGGCCGAGGAAAAUGAAUACCAUCUGCAAACCAUUCUCAAGGAAGCGGGUACAAGCAAUGACCAAGAAAUUCCCGUUCCGCCUCCCCAGGAGAGCGACAUCAACUAUGAUGAGCUCUAUCCUGUUCCCUUUCAUAAACCUUCCUCUUAUAUCCGCUUCUCCCAGACUGUCGAGGAAUGCAUCACAUGUCUCUAUGACAUGACCACCGAAGAUGAUGAGUUCCUCAAGCAGUACAAUAGUAAACCCCCUGCUGCCGGCCUCCUCUCCGAAGAUGACUUUGAACGCAUCAUGGAGGUGUUUGAGGACACCGCCGCAGAGCAGACUCCAUUUGCGUCAGUCGACAAUACUGUUGCCGCCUAUGACAUGAUGGUUCCAGCUCUUAACCACCUUGGCUCACCAGUCUUGAUGCACCAUGCAAAACCGGUGUACGAGUACUGGAAGUCAAGACGGUUGGAAGCUGGCAACAAACCUCUGCAUCCCACCCUCAAGUUCGAGACUCACCAGGAGACUGAUGAUGCGGACCCCUUUGUCUGUUUCAGACGGAGAGAGGCUCGGCAAACUCGAAAGACGCGAGCUCGUGACAACAAGAUCGCAGAAACUCUCAAGAAACUGCGGCGCGAGCUUGAAGAUGGCCGGCAAUUGGUCCUCAUGGCAUACGAGCGCGAGAUGCUGAAGCGAGAGCUUCUGACCAUGGAUCGUGCUGUCUUUGAGGAGAGGGCAAGGCUCAAGGGGAUUAAGCUUCGGUUGGGGAUCAAAGGAGAGGACGAAGAUCUCGUCAACCAGAAGCCACAAAAGAGAAAGCCUGUGGAUGCGCCAGUGGUGCAACGACCGCCUGGCGUCCAUCUGCGGCAACCUGUGCGGUCGGAUGGUAGAACACUCGACGCCGAUCUCGUCCAGCUGGCAGACAAGCUGGCAGAGAAGGACAAUGAGCUGCGACUUGACAUAGAAAUGAAGGUCCAGAACCACCGCAAGUGGAACCAGAACCAUAUUGAUCUCACUCGAGAUCCGCUCUCGCCUGUCAAGGACCAGGGCAUAGAGCUCAAGUUCCGACCGGCCAAGACGCAAUACUUGAUGACGCCUCCCGCGUCGAAUUCUUCAGAAAUGGAUGUGGAUGAGGACGCACCUGAUGCUAUGCAACUGGACAAGCGUGAGCCGCCCGUCUUUCAGUUCAGCGCUGGAUCGAGUGAGCCACCUCGGAACAACCAUCCAGCGUUCCGUCGACGAAUUGGCCGACUGAACCGACUCUGGAUCGACCGAAGAGGCAUGGUGACGCCACCGCGGGAGAUGAGUGACGAACAGUCAGACCGGUGGAAGUACGACUCAGACUCUGAUGAUGACGAGCCACCGGUGUAUGAGGUCGAUCCGUUUGACACUCGAGCGCUCAAGUUUAGAGCGACGAUUCCACUCAAUCCAUAUAUAAGCAGUGGCGGCAGCGCAAGCGCAGGCUGCAGCACAAGCUGGAAACCGUGGACUACCGUCGGCGGCAGCAGUGGCAGCGCAUGCCCACGCUCAAGCCCAUGCGCAAGCGGCAGCUCAAGCGCACCUGGCAGCGCAAGCGCAAGCUAA